AUGGCCGAGACAAAAGAUAUUCCUCCUGGGUCGUACAUGCUAGAACUCGGAAAAACAUUCACUGAUCAGCGGCGGACGAUGGACCGUCCUACCACACUUUGCGAUGAUCAAAGAAGGAAGCAAAAAGCUAAAGAAUGCCUGCUGUUCUUCGACAAAAAAACUGGGAAGGUUCGACUGGAAAAAAUAGCUUCCAAUAUUAAUGUGAAGAAAACAAGGGAUUUGGACCCAUCGACAGAAAGCGUUCUACGAUCCGAAAUGGCCCGUUUACGGACUGAUCGCAUUGAACGUCCACCUCCUCCUGAGCCAAGCAGCUCUUCAUUCCCAGGAGCUGAUAGCAGCAGUUCUUCCGACUCUUCAAGUGAUGAUAGCGACAGCGACAGUGGAUCCGAUGAUGAGGAUCGAGGCAAGAAUCGUCAUGAUUCGAACUCAAGUAUGGCUGACAGUGAUGUUGAAAGCCAUCUUCUCGAAAGCAUGAAGACGUCAGCUGCUCCUUCCACAACAUUUUCCGUAGAAAGCAUUGAUAUGCCAUCGCUCGACUCCAUUUCGCAACCACCACCUGUCAAUACUUCUCUGCAAAAUAGCUUUGGUUCAAGGCACACCGCAAAAACAGAUCAUCGAGAUCUUGGUUUGAAUCUGAGUGAAAGUUCCGACGAUGAUGAAUGA
This is a messenger RNA of Ostertagia ostertagi, 663 nucleotides long. NCBI's taxonomy places the organism in Eukaryota, Metazoa, Nematoda, Chromadorea, Rhabditida, Trichostrongylidae. The record is from the annotation of a GenBank genome assembly.